Rotaria socialis is the source of this 1011-nucleotide messenger RNA. NCBI's taxonomy places the organism in Eukaryota, Metazoa, Rotifera, Eurotatoria, Philodinida, Philodinidae. The record is from the annotation of a GenBank genome assembly.
AUGUCAGUAGUAAUUUCGAAGAGUAAAAUCGUUCAAGUGUGUAAUGUAUCAACUUCAUGUCAAAAAGAUCAAUUAAAAUCGCUGUUUAACUUUAUUGGGACGGUCAAAGAAAUUCAACUAUAUCCAGAAAGCGACACUUUAACAGCUUCGAUCAAUGGUAAAGUUGGCUACAUAAAAUUCGAUCAUCUUGAUAGUGUUCAUGGAGCAUUAAAUAUGACAAAUAUCAUAUUUAUUGAUAAGCCAUUAAUUGUAACUCAAGUAUUCAUUAAUGAAAUACCUCAUGAAACUGAUGCUAUGAUUUAUUGUGCACCACUAGAUCCAAAUAUAAGACUACUUAGUGGCGGUCCAACAUGGCCAAGUACAGUUAUCAAUCGAUUGGUUGGUCAACCACCAAAUGCUAUUAUUGAAACAAUUGAUCCUGAAUUAAGUGAUCGAUAUUUACCACCAUAUCCACCAUUACAAGGAAUACUUGAUAUUUCAAAAGUUGAAGAAAUUCGACGAACAGUUUACUUAUCUAAUUUAGAUAAAGAUAUUAGUUUGGAAGUGUUACAUGAAUUUAUUUCACAAAUUGGUGAAAUUCGAUAUAUUCGUGCUGCAUAUACUGACGAAAAUGCUGAAACGCGGAGUGCUUAUGUGGAAUUUAGUGAACAACCAUCGAUUCCUAAAGUACUUUCCAUUAAUGGCUUUCAAUUUUUUAAUCGACCAUUAUUUGUAAAUCAUACAAGCACACAUAUCAUCAAACCAGCGAUUGUACGAGAUGUACGAAGUGAUGAUGAAGAGACGAAAUUGAAUCAAUCACACUCUCGAAGUACAUCGCGGCGUCAAGAUAACGGAACACAAGAUGAAAGUGAUGAUGGCCAUCAUUCAUCAUCGAAAUCAAAAUCUCGUAAGAAGUCUUCUAAAGCGAAACAUUCAUCGAAUUCUCGAUCAAAAUCAAGAAAACAUAGUCGAUCACGUGAUCGAAAAAAUCGUUCACGAUCCAAUGAUCAUUAUCGACGAAACAAACAUUAA